AUGAUAAUUUCAGGUUAUCCAUCGGAGCUCUAUCCGUUCACGCAGGCAUCACCGCCACCUCUCUCUCCAGUCGCCGCUUCCAUGGCGUCUCAGUUUAUCCGUGAAUGGAGUGGGAUUCAGCAAUUCCCUCCCGCCACCCAGGACAAGUUGCUACAACUGUUGGGAAAACUAAAGGAGAAGAAAAGGGACAGGUUAACGAUUCUUGUAAUGGGGAAAGGUGGAGUUGGAAAGUCUUCGACUGUGAACUCUAUCAUUGGUGAAAGAGCAGUUACUGUUAGUGCUUUUCAGUCAGAAGCAUUGAGGCCUACAAUGGUGUCAAGAGAGAGGUCAGGGUUUACAUUGAACAUCAUUGACACACCAGGCAUUGUUGAAGGAGGAUAUGUUAAUGAUCAAGCUCUUGAAAUCAUCAAAAGGUUUCUUUUGAACAAGACAAUAGAUGUUUUGCUCUAUGUGGAUCGAUUAGAUGCAUAUAGAGUUGAUACAUUAGAUGGACAAAUUGUGAAAGCUAUAAGCAAUAGUUUUGGUCAAGAAAUAUGGAGAAAAGCAAUUGUAGUUCUCACACAUGCUCAAUUAUCACCUCCAGAUUGUCUUUCUUAUGAUGAAUUUUUAGCAAAAAGAUCUGAAGCUCUUCUCAAGGUUGUGUAUCGUGGUGCUAGGUUCAGAAAACUAGAUAUCGAGCACUUUCCUAUUCCUAUUGGUUUGGUUGAAAACAGUAGCAGAUGCAACAAAAAUGAGAAAGAUGAAAAGAUUCUUCCAAAUGGGAGUGCUUGGAUUCCAAGCAUAGUGGAAACAAUCACAGAAGUCAGUUUGACCGAAAGCAAAAGCAUUUUGGUUGACCAGAAGUUAAUUGAUGGGCCUAAUCCGAAUGAAAGAGGGAAACUAUUCAUUCCUUUCAUCAUAGCAUUUCAAUACUUUUUUGUUGUGAAACCGCUUCAAAGAUCAAUCAAGAAUGAUGUCGCGAAAGAGCUAAAGCCUUUAUGGGCUUGAGCAACAAAGAAGGAAGAUUUAUGGUAAUUAGUUUUGGAUUUUAAUUUUAGAGAACAAUUUUUGUUUAAAUCUAAAAGUUUACAAUUUCUUAAAAUUGAAUUGAUGUUGUUGGUAUUGAUAUCACAAUGUAGAGGAAAGUGUGUUGUUUUUGUCAUGUCAAGGCUUUUUUUGGAGGGGUUGGAUUUUAAUUUUUUUUAA
Messenger RNA from Lactuca virosa, 1185 nucleotides. The record is from the annotation of a GenBank genome assembly. Lineage: Eukaryota; Viridiplantae; Streptophyta; Magnoliopsida; Asterales; Asteraceae.